Messenger RNA from Leptopilina boulardi, 1433 nucleotides. RefSeq names its product venom acid phosphatase Acph-1-like. Gene Ontology annotation, molecular function: phosphatase activity. The coding region runs from base 154 to 1284 and encodes 376 amino acids. NCBI's taxonomy places the organism in Eukaryota, Metazoa, Arthropoda, Insecta, Hymenoptera, Figitidae. Gene Ontology annotation, biological process: dephosphorylation. The record is from RefSeq and is a predicted model, not a curated record. The transcript has 6 exons.
UAAUUAUUUGAAAAACAAUAAUCGCAAUUAUUGCUAUAGUACAAUAUUAAUCGUGUGAUACAUAAAUUGAAAAAAAAAAAAAAAAUAAUAACUAAUCUAACAUUUUAAGAAGAACUGAAACAAUCAAUUGUAUCUGAGUUUCAGUUAUUUAAGAUGGAAAACUACAUUUAUCUCUUUGGACUAUUGUUAACAGCUGUUUGUUCUUUAAGUUUAGAAUUAAAUAAAUUUCCUUUAAAAUUGGAGCUGCAAAAUGUGAAUAUAAUAUUCAGGCAUGGAGAUCGUACACCAGAAAAAUUUCGCGGCGAAAUGUAUCCUACUGAUCCAAAUAUAAACAACACAUUUUAUCCAAUGGGUUACGGAGGUUUGACAAAUAAUGGAAAAUUACGAGCAUAUUCAUUGGGUCAAUUUCUUCGUGAAAAAUAUGACAACUUUCUUGGCGAUAUUUAUUUGCCUGAAGAUAUUAUGGCAAGAAGUACAAAUUUUGAUAGAACAAAAAUGUCACUACUCGCUGUUCUUGCGGCAUUAUAUCCUCCAAAUAAAAUUCAAAAAUGGUAUCAAACACUUAAUUGGCAGCCAAUUCCAAUAGAUUAUGAAAAUCCAAAACAAGAUUCAUUGCUAAUGCCUACAGGUUGUCCUAGAUUUAAGGCUAUGGAAAGAGAAAUUCGUCAACUACCGGAAGUAUUAAAAAAAUCAUUAGAAUUUAAAGAACUAUUGAGAAAAUUGACACACUGGUCAGGAAACAAUAUGACACACUGCAAAUCAAUAUACAAUUUAUACAAUACACUUGUUGUGGAGAAAACAAUGAAUCUUAAAAUUCCACAAUGGGCUGAUGAUAUAUUGGCUAAUGGAGAAUUAGAAAAAGGAGUGGCAUUUCAUAUUCAAUUGAAAAAUUAUAAUACAACACUACGAAAAUUCAAUGGUGGACGGCUUUUGCGAAAAAUGACAAAUAAUAUGAUUUCACGAAUAGAUGGAAAUUUAGAGAAAGGAAAAAAAAUGAAUCUCUACAGUGCUCAUGAUAUUAAUGUGAUUGCGCAUCUUCUUACUCUAGGAGUUUCAGAAGCACAUCAGCCAUUUUUUACAAGUGCAGUAAUAUUAGAAUUAUAUCGUGAUUUCAAUAACAAUUAUCACGUACAGGUUCUAUAUUAUAAAGGUGACUCAAAAAAAGCAGAAAUUAUGACAAUACCAAAUUGUACAUCAACUAUUGAUAAUAUGUGUGAAUUUAAUCAAUUUUGUGAUUUAAUGAAUACUACAACGCCAAGCAGUGAGGAAUUACUAUGUACAUAGUAAAGAUUCUAAAUUACAAUUUAUUUCAAAAAAAUAAUAAAAAAUCAUUGUUUCUUCUUUUAUACUUACAAAUUUUAUUAAGUAUUUAUAAAUUCUUGUCAAAAAAAUUAAUUAUUUCUCAAUAAUAAAUGUAUCGUUUUUUUUAAAUA